GAAUCGGACUUGAUCGGGCUCAUGGAUGACGAUUCAAAGAAUGCAGCUUAUUAUUUUCUUCCUACCCCACCGCAAACGCCAAUGUUUGAAGAUCGUCGAGAAAGCGAAAGUCAAAACGGUGAUCCAUCAAAUGUUCGAGAACAUCAUCAAAGUAUGCUUCGGGAAAUCAAAUUCGACGACGAUCUUUCAAGAUAUCACGAAACCCCACCUUCUCAACAAUCUUCUUUUCAAAGAAAUGCCUAUCUCAAGCAACAAAAAAAUUUUCCAUCUAGUCGCCAGAGGCCUUAUGCAAAUGACAAUCAAAAUGAAUAUAAUUUUCAAAAAGGUCCUUUUAAACAACCUUUAUAUCAUCCAAAGUACCGAAACCAGUGUUCACAAAAUUUAUCGCAACAAGAAUUCCUUUCGUCCUCCAAUUUUCAAAUUCGUCCUUCUAGUCAAUUUAUUUCCUACAACUUUCAAAACAAAUACACUCAACGAAUGUCAUUUCCAACCUUUCUCUCUCCUCGGAACAAAAGUCUACAUUCAUAUCAAAUUUUUCAUCCUCGAGGUCAACAACCUUCAGUUGAACAACAAUCUCAUCGGCAGAUCAUAUUUCCAGAACCAGAAUGUCAACCGCGUGUGACGUAUCAACAAAGAAACCCCAAUAUCCAACGUAUUGCACGUCAAUCAAAGUUUCCGACUAUUUGCGAACAGCAUUCAUGGCAUUCUUCCAAAUCACAACCACACCAUGAUAAACAACCUUUUCAAAUCGUCAAUAUGGGUGAAACUCGAAUCCAAAAUAAGCUUGAAUUAGAUGAUGAUCCAUCCUAUCCUUCAAGUUACAUUAGAGGAUGGCAAACAGAAUAUCCGUGCGCCCAGGUACAUCUUGUGAAGAUCCAAUUUGGUGACUAUAGUGAAUACAAUAUUGAUAAAAAAAUUGAAAAUACCGGCAUUUCAAAUAAUGAUCACUGCAAUCUCGAGGUUGACGAUUCUUCGGAUAGCGCCGGUGACUCCAAAGAAGAUUACUUGGCCCAGGUUGUAAGAAUCCAGCGGGACCGAGGUGAAAACACUAAUCGAAUAGAAAUCAGCGAUCGCAGAUAUGGCCCUCCAAAAUUCAGAUAUAGAUACAUGGAAGAAUCAAUUCAGCUAUGUCUUUUGCAAAACACACAGAUUUGGGUUCCUCUGAAAUCUUUGAAGUCAAUAGAGAAAAGGGACAAAAGAGUGUUCAAAUUUGAACUGAAGGAUGACUUGGUCGCGAGGGAAAGGGUAAAAGAAAAGAUUACUUGUCAUUUCGAUUUUUAUUACCCAACUCAUAAGAGAACAUUAAUUAGUGAAAGCAUAAAAGGAGCGCAGUGUGUCACGAUGAUUACUCACAAGGGUGUUGUGGAAAAGGAACUUGAUAUCAUCGGAUUACACAUUGACUACAUCAUCAAAAUGUUGAAUGCGGAUAAUCAAUAUGAUUCAAUAUUUUUAAGAUGGAGGGCGGCCGAUUGGGGUUCCCGAGCACAGGAUUGGUAUUCACUUUCGCCAACCGAAAAGCAUAAAGAGGAAGUUCAUGAGGUGAAGGAAUGGAUAAUCAAGUGUCAUGUGGAUGACAGCACACGAAUCUUUCGCUUCGAGGCAUCAACGAAUUUUCGAACGGUCAAAGAGACGAUUCGAGGAGCGUGUCAAUUACCUUUGACACCAAAGUUCGAAUAUAAAGAUGACGCCGGAAAAUUUACCAUUAUCUCUGGUGAAGAUGAUUUCCUUCGGUGUUUUACUAAUAAGAACAUGCUAGUGAAAUUGAGAAAUUUGCAAUUACAUAAAGUUGACAAUGUGAAAUUGCUUGAUGAUUGGUCAAGUAUCGCGACAUACAUAUACUUGCGGAAAAGCACGAGGUUGGGAAUCAAGGUUAAUGACGCGAGAAUUCCAG
Messenger RNA from Acaulospora morrowiae, 1891 nucleotides. Lineage: Eukaryota; Fungi; Glomeromycota; Glomeromycetes; Diversisporales; Acaulosporaceae. The record is from the annotation of a GenBank genome assembly.